GGGUUACUACGCUCAAAGUCCUUAUAUACCUGACUACGCUUGGGUCAUUGCGGGUUUUGACUAUCAGGAUUUUUCUUUAAUAACAAGGAAAGGAAUUUUUAAAUAAAAAGGAUGAUGUUUCGAUUCGAUACUUGUUAUUUGCUAACUUGUGCUCUGUAUCACAAAGAAGACAGUGCGAUUUCCUAUUACUUUCAGAGUGGUGCGUGCUGUAUCUAAAUGCUGAAAUGGUGUAUGCUGGCGCUUGUUGAGAGCUUGUUGAUCUCCAUUGUGACUGAUUGAAUAAUCUGACACUUGAGCAUUUGACUUCAUUCUGCACUGGCAUACUGGUACCCCUUCACAAGAAUAAUGGAUAAUAGUACUUUGUCAACGUAUCCUACAACAGUGUUUGUUAGCAAUGUUACAAAUGGCACAACAACAAAUCCACCUCGAGACAUUUCCACAAUUGUACAGGUCUGCUUCAGUAUCAUUUUGUGCAUUGUUAUGUUUGGUGUCGGAUGUGCAGGAGAUUUUGCCAAAGUUAUUUCUCAUUUUAAACAUCCAGCAGGAAUUUGCACAGGAAUUUUCAAUCAAUUUAUAAUCAUGCCAGUAUUGGCUUUGGCGUUCGUUUCUGUUACUCAGAUACCACAGGAUGAAGCAAUGGCUGUCUUAAUACAAGGGACAGCCCCUGGUGGAAUGAUGAGUAAUAUUAUCACAUAUUGGAUUCAUGGAGACAUAAAUUUAAGUAUUUCCAUGACUGCAGUGAGCACAGUGAUUGCAUUGGGUUCGAUGCCACUUUGGUUAUUCAUCUUCACACUCAUUCUACAAAUUGAGGAAAGUUUACAGAUACCAUUCAAUUCAUUAGGUAUUGCUCUAGCAAUAAUGGUUCUUCCUGUAAUAUUUGGUGCAUUGUUACGAAGGUAUAAACCGAAAGAAGCAGAAAUAAUAACCAAGGUUUUUACAAUAUUUGGAACAAUUGCUAUCAUUGUAACACUGAUUGUUAGUGGGAUUGUCAGCGAACUGUCUUUCUAUUUGUCUUGGAGGCAGUGGUUGAUCUGCUUCUUAACACCUAUACUUGGAAUGGUCCUUGGCUACUUGGUUGCUCUUCUACCAUUCUUGAGGUUAACGGAGCCAAGUCGACGAACAAUCGCUAUUGAAACUGGAAUGCAGAAUUGCCAAAUAUCACAAUCUGUUCUUGUCAUUUCAUACGCAAGCAAUAUUGCAAUUUAUGAAAAAAUUCGUUUGUUCCCAUUAUUGAAUUCAUUUUUUCAAAUUUUGUAUGGUGUAAUUAUGGCCAUCAUUAUUCGAAAAUGUUCUGUCUUUUCCGUUAAGUAUGUCCUACCCACAUCAACAAUUGAAGAAAGCAAAGAUUUGGACGAAGAGCAAACGUGUAGUAAAGACAAUUAAUAAUGGAAGACUGCUUGAAGCAAUGGCUCGGAAACUGUAGUCGCAGAGCACUAGUGUGACAUGAUGGUUUCUGAAGUUGCCAUAGUUUUCCAAAUUAACAUGAAAAAUAUUGUGUUCAGUCUCAUUACAUUUAGCACAUCUAAACCUUCAAGAAAUAUUUUCUGCCGCUCUAUGUUCUACCAAUGUUCUUAGUGCAAAAGAACAUGUUUAAUCAAACAGAAACAGCCAAAAGUAUGAGAGCAUAUACAAGGAUUUAUUGCUUCAGCGCCAUGGGAUCAAAAACAACUUGUCCAGCAUUGUCUGCAAGUUCUACUUAAUGAGCCACAAGCUGGAAAAAGAUUGAGAACCGCUGUUAAAAUAUUACCCUCUUUAAUCAUAUAUCCUAUGAAAUCGAAUCAAAGCAUCCUAAUCCCUUUUGAAGGGUUCAUGAUCAUGAAUAACCUUUGUGAUAUAUUUGCUAUGUUAAUGAACUUGAAAUCAUGCACGUCUUCUGGUAAUUUUUGAAGUAUUAGCCACAGCAAAUGCAUGGUUAACCUUAUCUCCAUCAUAUUAGGAAACAAACCGACUGUAAAUAGGGUUUGUUUAUAGUACACAACAAGCUAUUUGAUCUUCAUUAGAUCCAGCAGACGAAGGGUGUGCAUUCAUGUGCGAGAAAAAUUCCUUUUAUGGUCGUUGAUUUCCUUUUUUUUAUUUGAAUUUACAGAACUGUUUUUUCCGAAAAUAUGUGUACAAAAUUUCUAUCAAAAAGUAUAUAUUGCUGACUGCCGAGUGUGAAAAAAGCAUGCUCUAAAGAGCCAAGGGAUAUUUUGCAUCACUGAAAAAUAUUUUAGGCGGUUGUACUAAAAUUGUGUAUUCUAGCUUGAAGAAAUGACAUGAAUUUUCAUUUGUUUUGACAAAUAUUUUUCUGGAUGCAGGACAUGACAUUAAAUUCAAUUAUUUUAUUAAUAUUGCAUAACUCACUGUUCCACAAUUUGUAAUUAUCUUUGGUAAUUUACCUUUAAAUGUUAUUGCAUUUUGUGAUUUAUUUCACAUACAUAUAUAGAAACCUUCAGUAUUACGAUGUUAUAUCUAUAAGACUCUAAUUCAAACCUACACUUCUCUUUUUUAUGACCUACUAUUGCAUCAUCAAAUAUUGCAUCUGCAUAUAUUGCCUGUACAUUAUGUCUUUGUGUAUCUGUUAUUUGUUUUACUUGUGUAUUUCUGUCACAGUUCCAUUUAUCGCUGUAGUAAAAUCAAAAUAGCUUAUGUCACAUUUUUUAGAAAUGGAUGGUCAUCUUCAUCAUCAGCGUAUUCCUAACGCUCAGCAUGAUGUGUCACACAGUCGAGCAACCAGUUUCGAUUUUGGGUAAUGCCUUAUAUCCAUUUUUGGGUUUCGCUGUUAGUUCCAAACUAUUACAAAAAUGCUAUUUCCUCAAAACUUUAAAAUGUGACAUACCUAAUUUGGUUGAACUGCGAAGAUAUAUUGCCUGCUUAACGAAGCAUUCGCAUGCCCUUUAUUUGUAAUAAUUGACCGGGGCCUGGAUGCUAAUUCCAUUAGUUGUAUAUCUAUUACUGAUUCAUUAUCAAUUUUUUCUUCUAUUUGUUGUUUAUUCUUGAUGCUGCUGUUGAACAAAUAUUACUACUAAGACGAUGCCAAAGUUUCCUGUAGAAUAAUUUCUUAUGUUGAACUUGUUUUGCCAAGCUAGACUUGCCUGUCUUGACAUGUAAUUUGGUACUUGACUGUAAUAUGCAGGCUCUGAUCGAAAUAUUCCCCAUUGAGAGCAAAAAAAAACUUGACUAAAUUUUCUUCAACAGAAGUUUAAAUUUCAUAAAUACCAGCGAAUUAAUGGAUAAAUAUGUGUCGUAUUGACAAAAGCAAAAACUAGGAUUGUUUGCUCCUGUAUUGACAAUAUUCACUUCUGCUUCAACAAUCUAUUCGAGGUAUUUAUAUAUUAUGCUGGUAAAUUUCUAUAUUACAUUGAUCAUCUUAGUUUCAUUUCAACUGAAUUUUUUAAAUUAUUCUCCUCGACGAUCA
This is a messenger RNA of Styela clava, 3397 nucleotides long. Its product is annotated as ileal sodium/bile acid cotransporter-like. Lineage: Eukaryota; Metazoa; Chordata; Ascidiacea; Stolidobranchia; Styelidae. Gene Ontology annotation, cellular component: membrane. The record is from RefSeq and is a predicted model, not a curated record.